Tetrahymena thermophila SB210 is the source of this 3423-nucleotide messenger RNA. Its product is annotated as ankyrin domain protein. The transcript has 4 exons. Gene Ontology annotation, molecular function: protein binding. Gene Ontology annotation, biological process: protein localization to ciliary inversin compartment. The record is from RefSeq and is a predicted model, not a curated record. Lineage: Eukaryota; Ciliophora; Oligohymenophorea; Hymenostomatida; Tetrahymenidae. Gene Ontology annotation, cellular component: ciliary inversin compartment.
AUGGAUUAAGUAAGUGGAACAAACCUUUUAAUGCUAAAAAUUGAAAAAGGGGAUUUAAAUGAAAUUAUUUAAUGUAUUUAGAAAUAUCCAAAAUACAUAAAUUUAAAAAAUAAAAGCGGUAACAGCGCCAUAACAACUGCAAUAAGACUUAAUGAUUUAUCUAUCCUUAAAAUACUACUAGACAACAAAGCUGAUGUUAAUAUACAAACCAAGUCAAGCUAGACUCCUUUAUAUUUGGCCACCUUUAAUAACUAAAUUGAAGUAGUUAGUAUUUUAUUAUAGUACAAUGCAAAUGUCAACAUUUCUGAUUAAAGAGGAUGGAGUCCUUUGAUGAUAGCAGCUAAUAAAGGGUUUAUUGAUAUAAUUUACUUGCUCCUAAAUUCAUUAAAAUGUGAUUUAUUUCAAAAAAAUUAAAGAGGAGAAACUGUUUUUGAAUUGGCUAAAAAUAAAGAAGUCUUAAAUAUUAUAGUUGACAAUUGUGGCUUUAAAGUAAGUGAAAUAGAAGACUAAUUAGGUAAUAGUAUUAUGUGUGGGAUAAGGACAAAACUAAAUUGCAAUAACAAUAGUCUCUAAAAUGCUUAAAAAACACUUUUUGAUGCAGGUUCAUUCUACUAAAAAGAAGUAAAAAGAGUAUAAAGCACUUUCAAAUCAAUCUGUGAAAAAAACCAUUCAUAACUAAAUAAACUUAGAAAUGACUUAGCAAGCAUAUAAGGUGAAGUUAUAUAAAAAAAAUCGUAUUAAAAAGGAAAGCUACUACAAGAAAAUAAAGAGAUACUUAAUUAAUAAGAUAAUAAUUAUUCUAGCAAGUAUCAGAACUAGUCUGUUAACUCGUAUUAAUCUAAUUAAGCAAAUAAUAAUAUUCCAUAUGUAACAUAGUUUAACUAUGAUAGUUAAAAUUAUUAUUCUUAGAAUAGCAAUUAAGCCAAAAUUGAAAUUUAAAACGAAAGUUUAAUUUUUAGUAAAGCAAAUUCUAAUAAUAUUACACCAUCAAAAGGCAAAUAAUUAAGUAUAAAUAGCAAUAGUAAAUCUUAGAUUAAAAAAUAUAGUGGAGGAGAAGAUCAAUCUACCUAAAUAAUUAGUUCUAAUUCACAAAAUAGGAAUAAUUUACCUCCUUCGUCUUAAACAUAAAAAAAUGCUGUUAGUCAUUAUGGAUCAAACUAAAGUAAUAACUUUAAUAUAAAUAGCUCUUAAAAAAAGAGUAGUAAUAAAAUUAGCUCAUUUAUUGUAACAGAUGAUAUACCAGACUCUUCAUCAACUAAGAGUAACAAAAAAAAUUUUGGGAACUCGAAUGGAGGAAGGUUAGAAUAAAGUAUGGAUGAAUAUUCUUAGUCUAACAAUGACCAAUAAAUAACAGAAACAAGUAAAUUUAAAGAACUAGAGGAAGAUUUUUUAAAAAAGAGUAGUUCUGAAUUAAUAGAGUAAUUUAUUAGAUAAUUGAUGAGCUAGAUUAAAUUUUUGAUUCCUAACAUACCAACAGAAAGCUACACUAAGUAUGAAUCAAGCAUAACAUACUUUAUAGAACAGCUUAUAAAUAAUCCUAAUCUCUCCCAUAUUGAAAAAAUUCUAGUUUUAAUGCAAUUUUAAUCUUAAAUAUUAAUCGAAAUUAUGCAAAAUCAAUAGAAAAACCAUUAGUAAAAAACUAUUCCUUAAACAACUAAUUCCUCCUUUUAAAAUAUUAACUAAAUCAGUAAUACUUAAAGUUCUGAUGAAUAAAAAUAUUUGACCACUUCUGGUGAUGCAACUGAGGAUAAUAUUAAGAAAGUUGAUUUUAAUAUAAAUCUGAAAUAGAUCCCUUAAAUUUCAACUGUGCAAUAAAAAAAGUAAUAAGUGCUUCUUGAUAUGAUUAAUUAAGAAAGUUCCCCCUCAUUAAAUGAAAACAGCAAUAACUACUAAAUUAAUGUUAAGUAACCUUAAUAAUAGCAAGCUAUUAAAGAAAAAUAUUACCAAAUGGCUAAAAAUAAACAUUUUUAAAUGGAUGGAAUAAUUGAAUAACCUACUCUCGAAAUGAUAGAAACUCCUAGUUAAAAUUAGUCAUAAUCUAAAAAAAUGUAAUUCCCAAACAAAGAUUCAUAUUAACAAUAUAUUCAUGAGAAUGAGGUUAGCAAAAGAACAGAGGAUUCAGCAUCUAAAAAUGAAGAACCUUCUAUACCUACUAUUUCUCCUCCUAGAAAUAUCUCAGAAGAUGAAGAUAUUUUGAGUACCUUAAAGGAUUCAAGUAAAAGCGAUUUUUGUUAAAGUCAAACAAAAUAAUCGAACUAAAAUUUUAAGUUGAAUUUUUCAGAUAAAUAAAAUAGAAAACAAUUAAUUUAGUAGGAUAAAAACUCUGCUAUGUUUUAAAUUUUAGGAAAUUAAAAAUCAGAAUAAAAUUAAUAUUUGUUAUAGUAAGACAAUCAUGACUAUUAAAUCAGUGAAAAGUUUAGUAUUACAGAUAAUUUUUUAAACUUUAACGACAAUGCAAUAAGUUCAGCUGAUAUAUUCCAUCAUGCUGAAUAUAAUACUAUAGAGUCAUUUAACACUAACCCAAAUCUCUUAACUUCUGAUUAAAAUAAAGAAACAAAAUCUUUUAUCGAUGAUACAAGACAUGGUUUUGUAGUAGAGUAUAAAAUAAGUAAUGAAAAAUAAAAUCAAUUUGACGAAGAUGAUAUGAUCUUAGAUUAAAAUUUGUAAAGAGAUGAAUAUGAUGAAAUUGCUGAUUAGCUUAGCUAGACCAAUUUAAACAAAAAUCUAUUUGAUUAAGUUCAUGUUUUUAAUGGGAACAAGUGUUAAGUAGUUUAAUCUGGAUAGACCAGUAAAGCUUAAAGUGAAAUUGAUUAUGAAAUAUCUCCAACAAAUUCAAGCAGAGUUAAUUAAGGAGUUUAGCAAAUUUUCUCAUAAAGAAACAAUCAAAAAAAUGAAAAUCAAAAUUAAGAAGGAUAUUUAUAUAAUAUACAGUAAUUUGAUUAUAAUUAAUAUGAUUACACUUCUGACGAAGAUAGCAAUGAGCAUUAAAACAUUUAAUAUAUUUCUCAAGCUUAAAAUUCAGAAAGAUAAUCUAAAAACAAAUUACAUACUUCGAAUGAUACAAUUUUAAAUUAGGGAAAAAAAUAGGAAUAAGCAAGCAAAAAAACUCAUUCAGACAAUUAAAAUUAAUUUGAAAACGAUUAAAUUAAUGAAUAAACAGACAAUUAAACCCUAAACUCAAACUUUUGUGGAGAAGACCUAAAAUAAAAUGAUCAAAAUAAUAUAGCAUCUCAUUCAAAAUAACAAGGUAUUUUAUUUUUUUCUUCUAUAAAUUAUAAACUUUUAUUUUUUAAUUUUUUAGUCAACAUGCAUCAAAGAAAUAUUUAAAAGCUAUAAAAGAUGAAUGAAGCAUUAAAUGAAAAACUAAACUAAAUAUAACAAAAUAGAGUUAACUUACAACUUAAAAUGAAAAAUAAAAUCUGA